CGCUGGAUAUCAUAUGAGUAACGUGACUAUCUUACAUAUAACCACUAUGGCCAGCGGAGAUUUUAACACACGGCCGGAGGAAUAGACACAGCAAAGAUGUUCCGAUUGACCCUUCUCGUUGCUAUGGGUGCGGUUGCUAUGGCAGCUGUCAUGCCCUCAAACCCCGCCCUGGACGGGGAAUGGCAGGCGUACAUGAAGUACCAUAACAAACAGUACCUUCUCGGAGAGGAGCCAGCGAGGAGGAUGAUCUGGGAGAAGAACCUGGCCUACAUUAACCAGCACAAUCUGGAAGCUGACAGGAACGUGCACACCUUCUGGCUCGGAAUGAACGAAUAUGGUGACAUGACCAAUGAGGAAUUCGUCCGCGUCAUGAACGGUUACAAAAUGGCCAAUCGCACGUCCGGAUCUACUUUCCUUCCACCCAGCAAUGUUGCCCUUCCCGACAGCGUUGACUGGAGAAAGCAGGGUUACGUCACCGACAUCAAGAACCAGGGACAAUGCGGCUCCUGCUGGGCUUUCUCCACUACUGGUUCCCUGGAGGGCCAGACCUUCAAGAAAACCGGCAAACUUGUGUCCCUUUCUGAACAGAAUCUUGUGGACUGCUCUAAGAAACAAGGAAACAUGGGAUGCCAGGGAGGUCUUAUGGACCAAGGGUUCACCUACAUCAAGGUCAACAAUGGUAUUGAUACCGAGACCAGCUACCCAUACAAAGCAGUGGACCAGACAUGUGCGUUCAGCGCUGCCAACGUAGGCGCUACAGAUACGGGAUUUGUCGACGUCAAAUCCAAGAGUGAAUCUGAUCUCCAGUCCGCCGUCGCGACUGUUGGACCAGUGUCCGUCGCCAUUGAUGCGUCUCACUCAAGCUUCCAGCUGUACCGGUCCGGAGUCUACCACAGCUUCUUCUGUAGCCAGACAAGGUUAGACCACGGUGUUCUUGCUGUCGGAUAUGGCACCGAGAGUGGAAAGGACUACUGGCUCGUGAAGAACAGCUGGGGCAAAAGCUGGGGAAUGGAGGGCUACAUCAACAUGUCAAGAAACAGAAACAACAACUGUGGUAUCGCCACCCAGGCCAGUUACCCAACCGUGUAAUCUGAUUGGUCAACAUUUGACUUCACACACCACCUUGCUCUUGACUUUUGUUAUACUGUCUCAGGAAUAUUUUCUUUGAUAAAAAAGCGUCCUAAAAUUGCCCAGAAUGUAUUGUAGAAAUUAUUGUACUGACACUAAUGUGUAACGUAAGAAAAGAUAUCGACAAUUUAGGCAUUUGUAAUAUUUGUAUCGAAAAAGUGAUCUUGUAUUACAAAAGUUUGAAUAAAAAAGCAGAAAAUUAA
This is a messenger RNA of Mya arenaria, 1331 nucleotides long. RefSeq names its product procathepsin L-like. Lineage: Eukaryota; Metazoa; Mollusca; Bivalvia; Myida; Myidae. The record is from RefSeq and is a predicted model, not a curated record. Gene Ontology annotation, cellular component: lysosome. Gene Ontology annotation, molecular function: cysteine-type endopeptidase activity. The coding region runs from base 97 to 1089 and encodes 330 amino acids. The transcript has 9 exons.